Messenger RNA from Pristis pectinata (smalltooth sawfish), 967 nucleotides. It is a transcript of the gene ttr, whose product is annotated as transthyretin (prealbumin, amyloidosis type I). The record is from RefSeq and is a predicted model, not a curated record. The coding region runs from base 70 to 510 and encodes 146 amino acids. Gene Ontology annotation, biological process: purine nucleobase metabolic process. The transcript has 4 exons. NCBI's taxonomy places the organism in Eukaryota, Metazoa, Chordata, Chondrichthyes, Rhinopristiformes, Pristidae.
GUGAAUUAUAAAGCAUGCCCUCAUCCAAAGCAGCCUCACCUUCUUGAACUGAUAUACGGAUAGUGCAAAAUGCUCCGUACACUGUUGUUAAUUACCUUUGCCCUCAGUGCUUCCUGUGCAGCCACGAGUGUGAGUCAUGGUGGUCAUGAUGAAAAAUGCCCGAUCCUCAUCAAAGUUCUGGAUGCUGUCAAUGGUACGCCAGCCGCAAACCUGCGCAUUGAAAUGCUGAGGCAAAAUGAUGAUCAAACCUGGCACCAGCUCAACACUGCGGUCACGGGAGGAAAUGGAGAAGUCCACAAUCUUACUUCCGAGGAGCACCUUUCAGCCGGUCUGUACAAGGUCCACUUUGAGACUGGUGCCUACUGGAGGAGCAGAGGAUUCACCCACUUCCAUGAAUGUGCUGAUGUGGUUUUCCGUGUGCCCAGCGCAAGUCAUGACCACUACACCCUUGCAGUUCUCCUGAGUCCCUACUCCUACUCCACAACAGGACUGAUCAGAAACCCACAUUAAACCGAGUACGUGGCACCCGAUAAAAGCUGCUCACUCUCCACGUCUGGAGAGAGCAAAAUGCAUGGAAACAAUUCCUAAAUUAACAAGGUCAACAUUUUGAUCUGUGCAAACAAAAUUAAGUUAAAAUUUCAGCUUAAAUUUCAAUUAUUUGUAUCUGAUCAUAAACUGUAAUUAAAACACUGCUUAGUUCAAAAUUUUAAACUGUUAAGAGAAGCCUGUAACACUGAUUUUUGUACUUCUUGACAGGCUGGAUGUUUUUGAAUGCUUUUCUCUUCAGCUUAUGUUAUUCCUUAACUCUGUAGAGAUCCAUAAGGGAGUUUUUCUUUAGUAAUUAUUGACAAGUUGUUCUUGUUCCUUAAAAGGUACAUAGUUUGUUUUUAAAACUUCUGCCACUAUUACAUUUGCUCAUUUUACCAUGGGCACUGACCUAAAUUGCCUGCAUAAAAUCUGCAACCUA